Ilex paraguariensis (yerba mate) is the source of this 1300-nucleotide messenger RNA. NCBI's taxonomy places the organism in Eukaryota, Viridiplantae, Streptophyta, Magnoliopsida, Aquifoliales, Aquifoliaceae. The record is from the annotation of a GenBank genome assembly.
UCCAGUCUUAAGUCUAUGUCCAAUCCAAAACUUUUCACCCCUUUCCAAAUUCCAAUCUAAAACACUCUCUCUCUCUCUCUCUCAUACAAAAUUAUGAAUAGGGAGAUAUAUUAGUACAUCAUAUAUGUAGCUGUAUCGGUUUGAGGUUGAUGAAGCAUUGUGUGUUGUGUUGAUUUUCGCUCCAGAAGGUCUUUUUUUUUUCGCGAAAAGUUGUGGUAGGUUUGGGGUUUUCAUUGAUUUGAGAAGAUCGGAGACUGAGCAAUGGCUCAAGCUGUAGAAGAAUGGUACAAACAGAUGCCAAUUAUCACCCGUUCGUACCUCACUGCUGCAAUUGUCACCACCAUCUGUUGCUCCCUCGAAAUAAUCUCACCUUACAACUUGUACUUGAACCCAGUGCUAGUGGUUAAGCAUUACCAGUUCUGGCGACUCAUCACCAAUUUCCUCUACUUCCGGAAUAUGGACUUGGACUUUCUGUUCCACAUGUUCUUUCUUGCUCGAUACUGCAAGCUUCUUGAAGAGAAUUCUUUUAGGGGAAGGACUGCAGAUUUCUUUUACAUGCUUUUAUUUGGUGCCACUGUUUUAACUGGGAUUGUUCUCAUUGGCGGAAUGGUACCUUAUGUGUCAGAAUCAUUCGCAAAGAUUAUAUUCCUUAGCAAUUCACUGACAUUUAUGAUGGUUUAUGUGUGGAGCAAGCAAAACCCGUACAUCCAUAUGAGUUUCUUGGGCUUCUUUACGUUCACAGCAGCUUACCUUCCAUGGGUUCUUUUGGGAUUCUCUGUCCUUGUUGGUGCUAGUGCCUGGGUUGAUCUACUGGGAAUGAUGGCUGGUCAUGCAUACUAUUUUCUUGAAGAAGUGUAUCCACGAAUGACUGGUCGUCGACCCCUAAGAACUCCAUCACUUAUAAGAGCACUGUUUGCUGAUGAGCCUGUUGUUGUGGCCCGCCCUGCAAAUGUGAGAUUUGCGCCCCCACCUGUAGAGGAAGUUCAACAAAAUCGAUAAGAUUCUUGGAUAGCCUAGACUUUACUGGGAGGCCGCCUUUGCUUGUUAUGAAGUUUUAGCCACCGAGGCAGUUUGGCAUUGAGGGUUCAUUUUGUACUUUUGAUCUGAAAUGGGUACUUUUUAGCAGUUAUAGAGCGGUCCUUUUGCGUUUCUUAUAUUCGAAGAAACUUAUUGUGGAGAAAUACAGCUGAAGUAUUCAAUAGGGAAAAUAGAGAAUUGUGCUUCCAUGUCAAAGCAAUUUCACCAUUAUACUGUAUUCUGAAAGCUGACUACCUUAUCUUAGAAUACUCUGGCCCUGUUU